Anoplopoma fimbria (sablefish) is the source of this 5368-nucleotide messenger RNA. RefSeq names its product diacylglycerol kinase delta-like. Bases 153 to 3701 code for a protein of 1182 amino acids. Gene Ontology annotation, biological process: lipid phosphorylation; diacylglycerol metabolic process; intracellular signal transduction. The record is from RefSeq and is a predicted model, not a curated record. The transcript is spliced from 31 exons. NCBI's taxonomy places the organism in Eukaryota, Metazoa, Chordata, Actinopteri, Perciformes, Anoplopomatidae. Gene Ontology annotation, molecular function: protein heterodimerization activity; protein homodimerization activity; ATP-dependent diacylglycerol kinase activity.
CGGAGGUAGGGGGACCGGAGUCGGCCCGGUGCCCGGACGAGUCUUCGGACAGCGAGCCGGACCAGGAGCCCGGAUCCCCGCAGAAGCUCAUCCGGAAGGUGUCCACGUCCGGUCAGAUCCGCAGCAAGACGGUGCUGAAGGAGGGAAACCUGAUGAAGCAGACCAACUCGUUCCAGCGCUGGAAGAGACGCUACUUCAAACUGAGAGGGAGGACGCUGUACUACGCCCAGACCUCCAAGUCGAUCAUCUUUGACGAGGUGGACCUGACGGACGCCAGCGUGGCCGAGUCCAGCACCAAGAACGUUAACAACAGCUUCACGGUCAUCACCCCCUGCCGACGCCUCAUCCUGUGUGCAGACAACAGGAAGGAGAUGGAGGAGUGGAUGGCGGCUCUACGCAGCGUCCAGAACAGACAGAACUAUGAGUCCACCCAGUACAGCAUGGACCACUUCAGCGGGAUGCACAACUGGUACGCCUGCUCUCACGCCAGACCGACGUACUGCAAUGUUUGCAGAGAGGCGUUGUCAGGGGUGACGUCCCACGGACUGUCCUGUGAAGUGUGUAAGUUUAAGGCUCAUAAACGCUGUGCAGUCAGAGCCACCAACAACUGUAAAUGGACGACGCUGGCUUCUAUUGGGAAGGACAUCAUCGAGGACGAGGACGGGGUGUCCAUGCCUCAUCAGUGGUUGGAGGGGAACCUGCCGGUCUCAGCCAAAUGUAACGUCUGUGAUAAAACCUGUGGCAGCGUCCUCCGUCUGCAGGACUGGAGGUGUCUCUGGUGUAAAGCCAUGGUGCACUCAGGCUGUAAGGAGCAGCUGUCCUCUAAGUGUCCUCUGGGUCAGUGUAAAGUGUCCGUCAUCCCCCCGACUGCACUCAACAGCAUCGACUCUGACGGCUUCUGGAAGGCGUCCUGUCCUCCGUCCUGCACCAGUCCUCUGCUGGUGUUUGUCAACUCUAAGAGCGGAGACAAUCAGGGGGUGAAGUUCCUGAGGCGCUUCAAACAGCUGCUGAACCCGGCUCAGGUGUUCGACCUGAUGAACGGGGGUCCUCACCUGGGUCUGCGUUUGUUCCAGAAGUUUGAUACGUUCAGGAUCCUGGUGUGUGGGGGAGACGGCAGCGUCGGCUGGGUUCUGUCCGAGAUCGACGCUCUCACGCUGCACAAACAGUGUCAGCUGGGAGUUCUUCCUCUGGGGACCGGGAAUGAUCUGGCCCGGGUUCUGGGUUGGGGUUCAGCCUGUGACGACGACGACACACAGCUGCCUCAGAUCCUGGAGAAACUGGAGAGAGCCAGCACCAAGAUGCUAGACAGGUGGAGUAUUAUGGUCUAUGAGACGAAGUUUCCACGGCAACACUCCGGCUCCACCGUAACCGAGGACUGUAGCGACGACUCUGAGGUUCAGCAGAUUCUCACCUACGAGGACUCAGUGGCUGCUCACCUGUCCAAGAUCCUGUCCUCUGACCAGCACUCUGUGGUCAUCUCCUCCGCCAAGGUCCUAUGUGAGACGGUGAAGGACUUUGUGGCCCGUGUUGGUAAAGCGUACGAGAAGAACACAGAGAGUUCAGAGGAGUCGGAUGUCAUGGCCAAGAAGUGUGGUGUGUUGAAGGAGAAGCUGGACUCCCUGCUGAAGACUCUGAAUGAGGAGUCUCAGGCCUCCACCGUGCCCCCCCCGGCCCCUCCCCCCACCAUUGCGGAGGAGCAGGAGGAGGCUGAGGGAGUCGUUCUGCCUCCUUCUCUUCGUCAUCAGCGUCAUCACCAUCAUCAUCCUCUUCCUGCGCAUGCCCAGCCCUGCUCCCUGCGGACCAGUGCCUCCUCCUCUGCGGCGGCCAUAUUUAAACCUCGAGAGCAGCUGAUGCUGAGAGCCAACAGUCUGAAGAAAGCCAUCAGACAGAUCAUCGAACACACGGAGAAAGCGGUGGACGAGCAGAACGCUCAGACUCAGCAGCAGCUCUUCUCCCUCAGUCCAUCUGAAGAGGACGAGGGGCUGGAGGAGGAAGAGGAGGAGGAAGAGGAAGAAGAGGAGGACAAGCUGUCUCUGCAGUCGUCCUACAGCGCCAAGAACCGUAACACACGAAGAGUCAGUAAGACACCCUGUGAGAAGCUGAUCAGUAAAGGCAGCCAGUCACAGGGCAGCUCUGCAUCACUUCCUGUCCAGACAGGAAGUAGGGAGACCACGCCCACACUCAACACAAAGAUCCUCUAUCCAGGUCUCAGAGGAAUCUCAGCGUCUCUCUCCAGCAGUUCUGUGAUCAGUCGACUGUUAGUCAACGCCGACCCGUUCAGCUGUGACCCCGACAACAUGGACUGCUACACAGAGAAGUGUGUCAUGAAUAACUACUUUGGAAUCGGACUGGAUGCUAAAAUCUCUCUGGACUUCAACAACAAGAGAGACGAACAUCCAGAGAAGUGCAGGAGUCGGACGAAGAACAUGAUGUGGUACGGAGUCCUAGGAACCAAAGAGCUGCUGCACAGAACCUACAAGAACCUGGAGCAGAAGGUUCUACUGGAGUGUGACGGGCGUCCCAUCCCUCUGCCCAGUCUGCAAGGCAUCGCUGUGCUGAACAUCCCCAGUUAUGCAGGAGGAACCAACUUCUGGGGAGGAACCAAAGAGGACGAUACGUUCACAGCUCCAUCCUUUGACGAUAAGAUCCUGGAGGUGGUUGCCGUGUUCGGCAGCAUGCAGAUGGCCGUGUCCCGAGUCAUCAACCUGCAACAUCACCGCAUAGCACAGUGUCGGACGGUGAAGAUCACGAUCCUGGGUGAUGAAGGCGUCCCAGUUCAGGUGGACGGGGAGGCCUGGGUGCAGCCUCCAGGUUACAUCAAGAUCAUCCACAAGAAUCGAACCCAGACCCUCACCAGAGACAGGGCGUUUGAGAGCACCCUGAAGUCCUGGGAGGACAAACAGAAGUGUGAGUUUCUCCGGACCCCCCCUCCUCAGCCCCCUCAGCCCCCCCUCUCAUCCCAGCCAGAGGUUGUCUCUGAAGACGAGGCCUUGCUCAUCAGCGAGUUCGGUCAGGCAGCAGGAGCUCUGAUACACAGUAUCCGGGAAGUGGCUCAGUCUCACCAAAGUCUGGAACAGGAACUGGCUCACGCUGUCAACGCCAGCUCAAAGGCCAUGGACGUGGUCUACGCCAACUCCAAGAACUCUGGGGCUCUGUGCUGCAGCGUGGUCCUUCAGAUGGUCAGUAACGUCAAAGCUCUACUCAGUGAGACUGAACUGCUGCUGGCUGGAAAUAUGUCCAUGCAGCUGGAUCCCCCUCAGCAGGAGCAGUUGAAUGCAGCUCUGAGCUCUGUGGCUCAGCAGCUCCGUCAGCUGGCUGAUGUCCCCUGGUUGUGUCCGGUCAUCGACCCCUCAGACCACGAGGGUCCUCUGACAGAUUUCUCCAAACGCAGCCGGAGCGCUAAGUUUCGUCUCGUCCCAAAGUUCAAAAAAGACAAAAACAACAAGAACAAAGAGACCUGCUCCACCCUGUCUCUACCAGUUCACCAGUGGGGGACGGAGGAGGUGGGGGCGUGGCUGGACUUCCUGUGUCUCACUGAGUAUAAGGACAUCUUUAUUGGACACGACGUCCGCGGAGCCGAACUCAUCCACCUGGAGAGGAGGGACCUGAAGGACCUCGGGGUGACUAAGGUAGGUCACAUGAAGAGGAUUCUUCAUGGCAUCAGAGAGCUCAACAGGAACAGCAGCGCCAGUGAAGCCUGACUGCUGCCAGGGUUUAACCCCAGACAUGGCUCCUCCCACCUGACCUCUGACCUCAGACCAGCAGAUCUGAACACAACCACAUUCUGUGACAUCACAUCCUGAGCUCACUCUGAUUGGACCAGGACAAGCGUUCAGCUCAUUGACACAUCCAAUCAGAUGACCCAUUAGUGCCUUGUCAUCUUACCCACCAAUCAAUCAGAAUCCAGGAGGUAGAGGGGGAGGGGGGGUCAUGUGACAGCUGAGGCAAUGGCGACAACAUGGCCGACAGACGACUCCACGUUAUCAAUGACUGUUCCUGACCCCGUUACGACCCGUGUGACCUUUAGAGUGAUUCAUGUGAAAGAGAAGGACAGACGGAACAGGACCACAAGGAUGUUUGUCACUGGGUUCCAGACUCGGUUCUGCUACAUACAGGAUCCAGUCUUUACUCAGUCAAAGGGCAGAAGACUUUAAAGUUGGUGCAGACUGGUGACAGCAGUGAUCCCGAGACUCCCUGAUACCAGACCUGGUUCUCCAGCAGAGUCAUACGAACCAGGUCUGGAGGCCAUCUUGACCAUGUUGGGGCCGGGUCUGGCCUGGAGAUGGCUCAGGAUAUGGAUGUGUGGACCUGGAUUCUGAGAACCAGCUUCAGUUUAGAGGACUCAGCACUCAAAUCCAGCAUGAAACCUGAAACCAUGCGUGCCCGAUUUUGACCACCAGUCAGUUUUGGCUUCCUUUGAUCUACCUGUCUACUUGACCAACCGGCCAAUCAGAACCUGCUGUGGGUUUCGUGGACAUGUUGGACCGCGGUGAAGCAGAACCCUUUAAACCUCAGUAGAACAUUUUAUGUCCUGCCGAACAGGAACGCUGUGAGGACGGACACUUUCUUCUUAGAGACUUUUGUACUAAAACACAUAUUUAUUUCUUCUAUAAACUCAAGUGGAUGUUUAGAUUUGUCUUUAGAUGUCUUUAAAAACAGGAAGUAGAAAUACUGACGAGGAGACAUCCUGAACCAAUCAGAUGGGCUGAAGAAGACUCUGCUGAGACAUUGUUAUCAGUCAAUGAAGACGAGCUGUGUUUUCUGUGUUGUCUGUCUGUCUGACUGUCUGACUGUCUCUCUCUCUCUCUGUCUCUCUCUCUGUCUCUCUCUCUCUCUCUGUCUGUCUCUCUCUCUGUCUGUCUCUCUCUGUCUCUCUCUCUGUCUGACUGUCUCUCUCUCUGUCUGACUGUCUGUCUCUCUGUCUCUCUCUCUCUGUCUGACUGUCUCUCUCUCUGUCUGUCUGUCUCUCUCUCUGUCUGUCUGACUGUCUCUCUCUCUGUCUGACUGUCUGUCUCUCUGUCUCUCUCUCUCUGUCUGACUGUCUCUCUCUCUGUCUGACUGUCUGUCUCUCUGUCUCUCUCUCUCUGUCUGACUGUCUGUCUCUCUCUCUGUCUCUCUGUCUGCCAGUUUGAGUUCAUGUCAGGUAAAAUCAUCAGUUUACUUUAAACAGCGUCGUCUUGUUUUCAGGGACCAAUCACGGUGAAGACAUUGAUGUGGUUUUUGUAUCAAAUAACUUCAAAGUGUUGAAGAGGUUCUUUAUGGCGACAUCUCUAACAUGUUUAUGAUAAAUGUAUUCAAUAUAUCAGACGGACCGAUCACUCUGAAGCCUUAAAUGAAGUGACAACUUUAUCAAAUAAAACCCAAACAU